AUGUCAUUCUGGGAUAAGUUGACAGGGCGAAAGCCAUCAAAGGAUGCUUCUAGUGGCGGAUCAACAACCUCAAAUACACCAACAGACACAUUCACACCUACACCUUUUAACCCACAAGAAGGGCAAGAUGUUAGCUCUUUUCUUACGGGCCCAGAACUCGUAGAUCCAUCACAACUCCAUCCUAUGGCAGGCCUGAAUCAGCAGACUUUAGAUUACCUAUCUCUCGAAGAAUCCACCCUCUCGGACCUUCCAGGAUCGCAGUCUGCUUUACCCUCCAGAGGCUGGUCAGACGAUUUGUGUUAUGGUACCGGUGUGACAUAUUUGACGGCACUGACUGUGGGGGGUGCUUGGGGAUUACAAGAAGGUUUGAGGAGGUCUGCGACACAACCGCCAAAGUUGCGAUUGAACUCGGUACUGAACGCUGUUACAAGACGCGGGCCAUUCUUGGGAAAUUCUGCAGGAGUGAUUGCUAUGGUUUAUAAUGGGUUUAAUUCUUUUAUUGGACAUAUGAGGGGUAGACAUGACUCUGCGAACAGUGUUCUAGCAGGUGCGCUCAGUGGGAUGAUCUUCAAAAGUACAAGAGGAGUUCGACCUAUGAUGAUUUCCGGUGGAAUUGUGGCUUCUGUAGCCGGCGCAUGGGCAGUUGCAAGAAAAGCCGUAUUCUAA
Botrytis porri is the source of this 666-nucleotide messenger RNA. RefSeq lists its product as uncharacterized. Lineage: Eukaryota; Fungi; Ascomycota; Leotiomycetes; Helotiales; Sclerotiniaceae. The transcript is spliced from 2 exons. Bases 1 to 666 code for a protein of 221 amino acids. Gene Ontology annotation, molecular function: transmembrane protein transporter activity. Gene Ontology annotation, cellular component: mitochondrial inner membrane; TIM23 mitochondrial import inner membrane translocase complex. Gene Ontology annotation, biological process: protein import into mitochondrial matrix. The record is from RefSeq and is a predicted model, not a curated record.